Fusarium sp. VM40 is the source of this 633-nucleotide messenger RNA. The record is from the annotation of a GenBank genome assembly. Lineage: Eukaryota; Fungi; Ascomycota; Sordariomycetes; Hypocreales; Nectriaceae.
AUGGCUGGCUUGAAGAUGGCUGUCAAGGAUCUCAGAACUUGGGUCUUUGUCUUAAUGCUUACAGCUAAUCAUAGCGCAUAUGGCUUCAACAGCUUCUUCCCCACUAUUGUAAAGGGAUUCAACCUGGGCAACACAACACUCACUCUCAUCCUAACCGCACCUCCGUAUCUGAUUGCUACCGCCACUGCCUUCGCUACAGCCUGGUCAAGCGAUCGUCGCAAGAAUCGAGGCUAUCACAUUGCUGUCCCUCAAGCCGUUGCUUGCGUCGGCUUCGUCAUCUCAGUAGCCACCCUUAAUAAUGCUGCUAGAUACGCUGCGGCUUUCCUUUACAUCUGCGGGUGCUUCUCUUCUAAUGCCAUGGUAUUCAGCUGGGCGAGCUCGACUUUGAACCAAACUCCCGAGAAGAGAGCGUGCGCGACAGCCAUUAUUAAUCUCCUCAGUCAGCUUGGUAACAUUUGGAGUCCUUACUUCUUCCCAGCUACUGAUGGCCCACGUUACAUCAAGGCCAAUCUCCUUAUGAUGGCCUUCUCGGCCCUUUCUGUGGCAACUUGUGUGGUGAUGCGGUUCAGUCUGCAAAAGGCGAACAAGAAGCUUCGAGAGUCUGGGGAGAGUGUCAAUUUGUUUACCCUAUGA